GUCUCGCUUAAAUUAUCCAAGUUCUUGCAUAAAACAUAAAUCAACCAACCUCACAUCUUCAUGGCUUGCCUGACAAGCAGCAUCCAGAACAUCAUCCAAGCUCCAAACAUGGAAACGCCAUCUGAAGAUUCAACGCCUAAGCGGCAUUCUAGACAUGGCUCGUCGGGCAGAGGUCAGUGAUACUAUUUUGUUGUUCUUAUUAUGCUUCUCUGCUUAACUCGACUCCGUGGCUGGUUUCUGCAAUGUCUUGAUCUUAAAGGGUUGUGAAGCUCUUAGUUUCUAGUCGCGCUGUCGUGCACUUCAUCAUCGCCAUGAUCAUCAUUAUACAGUUCUAUCCUUCUUUAUUCUUUGCGAUUCCGCACCCUGUAGCUGCAGCGGCCAAUGGUUGGCGAUCGUGCUGGCAUUCUUCGAAGUCACGUGCUUGUAUCAAACCCGAGAACGGCAUGUUGUGAUCCAAGCGGAUCGUCGAAACAAAGUGUUUUCCUCUCAAAGUCAUAAACAUCGCGCCUAGCGCUUAGCAUGCGAUAUGCAACAACGUGUUAAGAUGUUUAUUUUGAAAUCAACUUAUGCAAGAGUUCUCCGAGAUUAGAGACUUGUAUGCGGAAUGCUCCAUUCAAAUCAUCACUGCCGUCUCAUCACAUUUAUCACCCAAAAGGCGCAACUUAAGGCUCUUAGAGAUUACUGAUGAUAUUUAUUUCUACAGCUCUUCCUCGACGACCUACUCGUGGACCACUUGAUAUCAACGACGCACCAAUCAGUCCCUCCAGCCCCCUCUCAACAACAACAACAACACCCAAACUCAACAAGGCGCCCUCAUCCCUCCUCUCACCAACUCAAUCCCAAUACCUCACACCCCGACUCCCCUCCCCGGGCCCAGGAUCCAACCUCUCCAACCUCUCAUCCCCCUCCUUCCGCACCGCCAAGACCUCCCUCUCCCCCUCCCGCUCCAACAUGUCCGGCCUCACCACCAGCGCCUCAGCCAGCUGCAUAACAUCCAAAGACUUCUCGUUCCUCCUCCGCCCAGAGAUCUACCACCCUCUCACCCUACUGGACGUGCCACCCCCCUUCCGCGUAACAUCCUCACAGGUCGACCCCUUGACACCCCUCAACGCGCUCAUUUCCUCAGGCCAUUUCCGCGCUGCUGCCAUCAAAGCCGCCUCAAUACUAACGUCUACAUCGAAUCCAAUCUCGCCAUCUGAUCAUAUCCAGAUCUUCGACCUGGUAUACACCCGUCUUGCGAGCCUGACGCUGUGUAACCAAACCACUCUAGCUGCCCAGGAGGUCAAAGCGUUAGAAGAUCUGAAUAGUGCGUAUUACCGCGACGAGAACGACGGGUCGCAUCUCGUGCCGUGGGAGUUGAGGGUCCUGGCUGUGAGGCUGCAGGGGAUGGGGUUUAAUGAUGCGAGGAGGGGGGUUGUGGGGUAUUAUGAUUUGGCGAGGGAGGCGAGGCUUGUUCAGUCUUCGUUGAAGAAGAGUCGGCGGGAGAUGAAGGCAAAAUCUCUAAAUUCUUCUGCAAAUAUCGAGGGUGCUGAAUCUGAUGAAAGCCAAGGAGAUGGAGAAGUCGACCAAAAAAUUGGAGAGGUGGACCGCGAAAUCCAGCUUUGGGAAAACCGUCUAGCAGAACUGGGAAUCCGCGUCGCUUCUGCACUGAUAGAGAUGGAAGACCUCGAGGGCGCUACACGUUUCCUUGCCUCUCUCACUCCACCCCAGUCCACAUCCUCACCAUCUUCAUCCUCAUCCUCACACCUCGCCAUCCAAAAAGCCCUCCUCUGGCUCUGCAUCGGUGACGUCGAAGCCGCGCGCUCCUGCGUCAUUGGCGCCGCAUCUGGAUCCGAGAACGACCAAGGUCGCAUCUCUACCUGGCAGAAAGUUAUUCUUGCGUUGGCGAAUAUGGCGGAUAGUGAGUUUGAGAGGGCGGUGGAGGGGUGGAGGGCGUUGAUUGAGGGGGAUGGUGAGGUUGAGGGGGGAGAUGAUGGGGUGGAACGGGAGAGGGAGAGGGAGAGGGAGAAGGCGAUGUGGAGGCAGAAUUUGGGGGUGUGUUAUUUGUAUUUGGGGAGGAUGGAUGAGGCCCGCACCCUCCUCGAAUCCCUCAUCAGCACAUCCCAUUCUUUCCACGCUUUGACAUUCAAUUUAUCUACCAUCUACGAGCUUUGCACGGAAAGGAGUAGGGCGCUGAAGAUUGGACUUGCGGAGAAAGUGGCUGCUAUGUAUCAGGAUGGAGGUGACGAGAGGGGAGGGGGGAGGGAAGGUGGAAGCGUGGGAUGGGAGAAGGUUAAUGGGGAUUUUAAAUUGUAGCGGUUUGGGUAGGGCGGAUGGGUGGUGGAGGAGGGGGAAGGAAAUGGUGUAUGAUACAUGGAUAUAAUCGACCGCUCCAAAGAAGUCGAUAAGAGAUUUCUAUGCUAGGCGAAAAAGUAUUGCAUCAAAUAUACAUCGUAACUAACCUUG
Cadophora gregata is the source of this 2445-nucleotide messenger RNA. RefSeq lists its product as uncharacterized. Bases 685 to 2295 code for a protein of 536 amino acids. The record is from RefSeq and is a predicted model, not a curated record. Gene Ontology annotation, cellular component: Golgi apparatus; TRAPP complex. The transcript has 3 exons. Lineage: Eukaryota; Fungi; Ascomycota; Leotiomycetes; Helotiales; Ploettnerulaceae. Gene Ontology annotation, molecular function: protein binding.